CAUAGGGGUCCCCAGAGGUCUGGACCUGCUCUCCUGGGCCAGCUCUUCCUCCCGAGUCGUUUCCUGCGGGGCCCCAGGCCCGCAGACCGCGCGGAACUUCCGCCUCGAGCUGCUCGAGGCGUGAGGGGUCUGGGCCCCCCCUCCGCAGCCGCUGGAGCCGAAGCUGCCCCCCCCGUCCUCGGCGGGCCGACGGGCCGACCGGCGCGCGGGCUGCCCCCAUGGCGGCUUCGGCGGCACGGGGCGACACGGUGCGGAUGCAGAAGCUCCUGGAGCUCCUGGAGGCGCUGCGGGGCGUCGAUUCGGCUGUGCGCCGGGAGGCGGCGACGGCGCUCGGGGAGCUCGGCGCCGCGGAGGCCGUGCCCCACCUCCUGGAGGCGUUGCGGGGCGGCGCCGGUAGGCAUGGGCGCCAGGAGGCGGCUGUGCGCCGGGAGGCGGCGGGGGCGCUCGGGAAGCUCGGCGCCGCGGAGGCCGCGCCCCAGCUCCUGGAGGCGCUGCGGGGCGACGCCGAUUCGGAUGUGCGCCGGGAGGCGGCGGAGGCGCUCGGGAAGCUCGGCGCCGCGGAGGCCGCGCCCGGGCUCCUGGAGGCGCUGCGGGGCGACGCCAAUUGGUCUGUGCGCCAGGCGGCGGCGGCGCUCGGGGAGCUCGGCGCCGCGGAGGCCGCGCCCGGGCUCCUGGAGGCGCUGCGGGGCGACGCCGAUUCGGAUGUGCGCCGGGAGGCGGCGGCGGCGCUCGGGGAGCUCGGCGCCGCGGAGGCCGCGCCCGGGCUCCUGGAGGCGCUGCGGGGCGACGACGAUGAGACUGUGCGCUGGGAGGCGGCGGCGGCGCUCGUGAAGCUCGACGCCGCGGAGGCCGCGCCCGGGCUCCUGAGGAUGCUGGAGGAGGACGUUGAUCCGGAGUUUCGCAGAACGGCGGCCAAGGUGCUCGACAGGUUCGACCCCAAGGACCUCGCCUUGCAGCUUGUGCGCACGGUCAGGAACAGGGACAUGAGCAUCCCUUGGCGCGAGACCGCGGCUUCGGAGCUGGCCAGGCUGGUCACCAAAGAUGCCGCUGUGGCGCUGGCGCUGGCCGACGAGCACGCCGACGCGUUGCACGACGCGGCGCAGGAGGAGGAGGUUGGCAAAGUCUUCCGCGACAGCUGCGCCAAGGCUGUGGGUAAGAUCGACGCGGCGCACGCGCAGGCGGCCGACGACGCAGCCAGGCACGGCACAACGCAGCACAGGGCUUCCACUUCUGGUUCAUGAGCCGCCGGGAGUUCCUGGCACUGCCUGAGGACAGGCCAAUGCCCCGCCACCAGACCCUGAGGGAUCAGGGCAAGUUGGUGCGCAUCUUCAUGACCGACGCAGACGUCCUGUCUGGAGCGGCGAGGACAAAGGCUGCAGUCAGCCAUCGCUGGGUCAGGCAUUGGCACAUUGACCCGGACUGCACCAAGCUGAAGAAACUGAAGACGAUUCUGCGCGAGAGCCCGGACAUCACCCACGUCUGGAUCGACUGGGCGUGCAUUCCGCAGAAAUGGAAGGACGACGCCACGGAAGGGCGCAAAACAUUCGUGGAGCAGGAGGAAUUCAACAGGACUUUGGCGAACGUCCUCCCAUAUCCGUAAUGGCUUCGCCCCCUGCCGCCGGCCCCCUCUCUCGGAGAAUGGGCCAUGGAAGAGCUAAGUCAUGAGGCUUUGGCGCUGUCGUGCAGCAGUAUCGGAACUUCAUGCGGGGCCGAUUCGCAAUCGGCAAAACCAACUGAUCACAAGAGGGGUUACCACACAGGGCGAUUGGUAAGACGUGUAUGGUUUACGAGCUUGGUUACCACACCUUGGGAUUAAAGGGCCGAGGGAGUACUCGCAGUUUGGGUUACCACGCCUUGCGAUGGAUGUGCGUGAGGGGUGGCACCGAAUUUCAGAAAUGUGGCAAAUCCCCUGUGUUUUUGGACCCUGACCCCGCGGAUCUGCGUGAGGGGUGGCACC
Molecule: messenger RNA, 1957 nt
Organism: Prorocentrum cordatum
Lineage: Eukaryota; Dinophyceae; Prorocentrales; Prorocentraceae
Source: the annotation of a GenBank genome assembly